Linnemannia hyalina is the source of this 1245-nucleotide messenger RNA. NCBI's taxonomy places the organism in Eukaryota, Fungi, Mortierellomycota, Mortierellomycetes, Mortierellales, Mortierellaceae. The record is from the annotation of a GenBank genome assembly.
AUGACGGCAGCCAAGCAACAAACCCCUGCUCAGAAAAAGGCCUCCAGCUCAUACAAGCCCCAGCCGAUCGUACUCACCGCUCUCGACGGAUACCUACUCAGCGGCUCCCUCUUCCUCCCUCCAGGGCCCAUCGUCACCUCCCGCCCUCCUACCUCUCAACCCUCCAACCAUGACAACUCCAACCUCGCCGGGGGUGCAACCCACAAGCAGGACGUCGAGGCCCUGACAAAGGUCGUCAUCAUCAGUGCCGCCACAGCCACGAUCCAGGAUUUCUAUUUCAAGUUUGCGAUCUACCUCUCUCAGGAACUUGGCUUCAUCGUUGUUUCCUACGACAACCGAGGCAUCGGUCGCUCCCUCCCUGGAUCUGAAUCGCUCCAAUUCCUCAAGGCUGCCGCCGACAAUGGACCCCUCCCCACCACCGGCAGUACCGCAUCGCCACCUUUGCCUCCCAAGUCGACUUCAGCCAGCAAUGGAUCGGCAGCAGCGGACACGUCGAUCGACAAAGAUAAAAAGAAGAAGGACGACAAGAAGAAAAAGAACCCAUUGAUCGGAUUCGAGGCGACGAUCGUAGAAUGGUCGACCAAGGAUCUCCCCGGCGUUUUCAACUAUGUCCUCCAGCAUUUCCCCGACAGCCCCACACUCUAUGUCGGACAUUCGGUCGGAGGACACAUCUUGCCAGGACUCGACUCUUACUAUACCCGGAAUCUGGAGCGUGUCCUCUUUGUCAGUGUCACGUCGGCCUACUGGCGCCACAUGAACAGCCCGUUGUUCACCUACUGGUUCUUCCACAUGGCGUCGCCGAUCGUCAACAGGCACUAUGGAUACUACCCGGGCAAGACGUUCUGGGGCUCGAUGGAGGACAUGCCGACAGGAUGUCAAGAGACAUGGGGAUUCUGGAGCAAGCACAGGGAUUAUAUGCUGGGCGGGAACCCCGAGUGGAAGCCCAACUUUGACCUGUUCAAGGUGCCGAUCUAUUCGCUUUACUUUUCGGACGACGAUUACUCGUCGACGUCCGCGCCGAUCAUUAUGGAUUUGAUCCCCAACACGCAGAGGCGCUGUGUUGGUGUGAAGCCAGUCGAGGACUUGAACAUGAAAAAGGUCGGACAUAUGGGGUUCUUUUUCAAUUCGUGCAAGCAAAAGCUGUGGAACUCCGUUGUCCGGUCGUGGUUCGUCGAUGGUCGUGCGCUGGACAUCGAGGCCAUCCGGGAGCAUGCCGCCUUGGAGAGCAGCUAUGCUCGCUUGUAA